Maniola jurtina (meadow brown) is the source of this 1558-nucleotide messenger RNA. RefSeq names its product hydroxyacid oxidase 1 (gene Hao). The transcript has 10 exons. The coding region runs from base 192 to 1295 and encodes 367 amino acids. The record is from RefSeq and is a predicted model, not a curated record. Gene Ontology annotation, molecular function: FMN binding; oxidoreductase activity. NCBI's taxonomy places the organism in Eukaryota, Metazoa, Arthropoda, Insecta, Lepidoptera, Nymphalidae.
GUUUGAUAGUCGAAGUCUGUAGCAAAGUAUAUCUCUGUAUAAAUUUAGAUAGUAUUUGACUUUAAUUGUUUUAUUGUUCACUUUUCUUUUAAGUCAGUGUUGAUAAAUUCAUUAAGCUGAAGAUAAUAUAAGUACAUAAGCAAUUACAUUGAUGACAACGAAGUAGUACGAUCUUGAGAUUUAAGCUCGCAAUGGAGAAAUACAUCAGUAUAAAGGAUCUGGAAGAUGCAGCUUUACAAACAUUGCCAAGAGCUGUCCGGGAUUACUAUAAAAGUGGGGCAACUGAGGAAUAUACUUUAGCAGAAAAUAGACGUGCAUUUCAAAGAUUACGAAUUCGCCCAAAAUGUUUGGUCGGUGUGACAGACUGCGAUAUAUCGACGACCGUGUUUGGCGAAAAAGUUUCAAUGCCUGUGGGCAUAUCGCCUACUGCCAUGCAAAGAAUGGCCCAUCCUGAUGGGGAAACUGCUAAUGUUAAAGCUGCAGAAGCUGAAGGUGUCAUUUAUAUUCUGAGCACAAUUGCUACCAGCUCUAUAGAAGAAGUAGCUGAAGCUGCACCAAAAGCUAUGAAGUGGUUUCAACUUUAUAUCUACAAUGAUAGAGAGGUAACGAGGAAAUUAGUGUUGAGAGCUGAACAGGCUGGAUAUAAAGCUCUUGUUCUAACUGUGGACACACCUAUGAUUGGCAUACGAAGAGCAGAUGUACGUAACAAGUUUACGCUGCCGGCACAUUUGAAAUUGGCUAAUUUUGACGGUUUUUUGUCAACGAAAAUACACAACACAGGAGAAGGCAGUGGCCUAAACAAUUACGUGGAAAGCUUAUUCGACAAAUCAUUAACAUGGGAUGAAAUAAAGUGGUUAAAGAGCAUUACUAAGCUCCCAAUCGUGGCUAAGGGAGUUCUACGGGGUGAUGAUGCAGUAAAAGCUGUGAAGGCUGGUUGUGGCGGCAUUCUUGUCUCCAACCACGGCGCUAGACAACUGGACGGUGUCCCCUCAACGAUCGAAGCUCUUCCUGAAAUAGUGGAAGCAGUAAAACAUUAUAACGUCGAGCUGUUCAUGGACGGUGGCGUGACUACAGGCACAGAUGUUUAUAAAGCUUUGGCUUUGGGAGCAAAAAUGGUUUUCGUUGGGCGUCCCGCUUUAUGGGGCUUAACAGUCGGUGGUCAAGAAGGCGUACAACGGAUGUUGAGUUUAUUCCGAAAUGAGUUGGAAUAUACAUUCCAAAUUGCGGGUACUCCAACUGUUGCUGAUAUAACAAAAGAUAUGGUGCGCCAUGAAUCUGCUUACAGUAGGUUGUAAUUUGUGGCUUAUAAACGUAGAUGCAGGGCUUUGCAAUAUGUUAAAAAAUUAUUAUUAAUAAUGAAAGCGAACUAUAAUUUGUUAAAUUGAUAUUUAUUGUUUGAUUAUAAGUUUUCGGUACAAAUUAUAAAGAACAUUUGGUGUCAUGUACAUUUCGCGGGGCCACAUUGUUCUUGAUAUUUUCUGAAACAAAAUAAUCUAAUGAAUUGUUUAUGCAGAAAUUGUAUGUGUAUAAGUUACAAAAAAAUAUAGUCUGUCUUUAA